Molecule: messenger RNA, 508 nt
Organism: Racocetra fulgida
Lineage: Eukaryota; Fungi; Glomeromycota; Glomeromycetes; Diversisporales; Gigasporaceae
Source: the annotation of a GenBank genome assembly
AUGAGUUAUCAACAUAUGCUAUCUAAUCUUAGCAAAGUUGAAGUUAAAGCUUCCGAAAAAUCUUUAACGAAAAGUCUUGAAUCUAAGCUCUGUGAUCUUAAUGAUGCUAUGGAAAAAAUAAUCCAUAUACCUACAAUAGUUUCUAACAUUAUUAAUUUUCUAAGUUUUAAAAUGAUUAGGUUUAAUUCAGGGGAUAUUUGGGUUGAGAGCGAGUGUGAUGAUAUUGUUGACCAAAUUGAAAGGCUGUAUUGCUUUGGUGGAGGAGGCAGGACAGUUUCAGUCAAUAAAUUAACGAUCUUAGUUGAAGAUCAAGAUAUUAUGACAAAUUUAGAAGAAAAAGAAUUUAUUGAGAUUAAAGAAAUUUUAGAAAAUUUGGAUCAAGAAUAUGGAGAAUUAAGAGGUUUUGGGACUAUUUCUAAAUCAAUAUGGAUUGACGGAUUUAUUAAACAGUGGGAUAUUGAAAAUGAAAUAUGGAUUCGAGAUCCAGAUACUCAUGUAGUCUUAAAAG